Messenger RNA from Exophiala spinifera, 528 nucleotides. RefSeq lists its product as uncharacterized. Gene Ontology annotation, cellular component: Golgi apparatus; cytoplasm. Bases 1 to 528 code for a protein of 175 amino acids. Gene Ontology annotation, biological process: vesicle-mediated transport; intracellular protein transport. NCBI's taxonomy places the organism in Eukaryota, Fungi, Ascomycota, Eurotiomycetes, Chaetothyriales, Herpotrichiellaceae. The record is from RefSeq and is a predicted model, not a curated record. The transcript is spliced from 5 exons. Gene Ontology annotation, molecular function: GTP binding; GTPase activity.
AUGGGAGGUCUAGUGUCGAAAUACCUUUCCAACCUUAUUUGGGGCAAGAAGGCUAUCCGGAUAUUGAUUCUUGGUCUCGACAAUGCCGGCAAGACCACACUUCUCUACCGACUCAAGAUCGGGGAAGUGGUGACAACAAUUCCGACGGUUGGGUUCAAUGUUGAGUCCGUGCAGUAUGGCAGCCUCAAUUUCGACGUCUGGGAUCUCGGUGGCCAGACGUCCAUAAGACCCUACUGGAGAUCGUAUUAUGCCAAUACCGCUGCCGUGAUAUUCGUUAUCGACUCCACGGAUAUCGAGCGGUUAGAGAUAGCUGCCGAUGAGCUCCGAUCCAUGCUGAAUGAAGAUGAGCUGAGAGACGCUGCUUUGCUAGUCUUUGCAAACAAGCAAGACCAGCCUGGAGCGCAAGGCGCCGGAGAGAUUUCUGAAGCUCUGAAAUUGAGCGAGUUAAGAGAUCGGAAUUGGAGCAUCGUGGCCUGUUCGGUGAUCGAUGGUAAAGGCAUCACCGAAGGCAUGGAUUGGCUCUCGUAA